Molecule: messenger RNA, 5818 nt
Organism: Malania oleifera
Lineage: Eukaryota; Viridiplantae; Streptophyta; Magnoliopsida; Santalales; Ximeniaceae
Exons: 29
Coding region: 122-5464 (1780 amino acids)
Biological process (GO): maturation of SSU-rRNA from tricistronic rRNA transcript (SSU-rRNA, 5.8S rRNA, LSU-rRNA); positive regulation of transcription by RNA polymerase I
Cellular component (GO): t-UTP complex; small-subunit processome; 90S preribosome
Molecular function (GO): snoRNA binding
Source: RefSeq, a predicted model, not a curated record
CGCCUGUAUUAGGUUGGUAGGGUUUUAGCUCCGCACUUCUCACCUCUCUGUCCAGCUUCUACAACAAAAAAGCGAAGCAGCUCCGAGCCCUAUUAACGAAGCCCUAGUCGCCAAAGCAUCCAUGGCGACAACAAUAGCUUCACAGUUGCAGGCCGUAAGGUCCUUCUUACAAGUGGACCCAGAGCUCCCUAAAAGGCCCUUCACUCGGCCCUCCAUCAUCUUCGAUCCCAAAGAAGCUGCUGACAUCGAUAUUGACACCAUCCUUGGCAUUGCCCUUUCUGGUUUAGAGGUUCUUUUAGGCAUUGAUGUACAUUUUAGAAACUAUAAGAAUGACUUAUUUAGCCACAAAAGUAGAGAGUUGGAUAGAGAACUGAUGGGCAUUGAAGAAAACAACCGCAUUAAUGGAUCAAUAAGUUCAUAUUUGCGGUUACUAUCUGGACACCUUCAACUACCUUCUGCACUUAAAACACUGGAAUACUUGAUACGCAAAUACAAGAUUCAAGUAUACAACAUGGAAGAAAUGAUCCUUUGUGCUUUGCCUUAUCAUGACACCCAUGUUUUUGUGCGAAUUGUUCAGUUACUUGAUACAGGAAAUAGUAAAUGGAAAUUUCUAGAUGGUGUUAAAGCAUCUGGUGCUCCACCACCUAGACAGGUCAUAGUGCAGCAAUGCAUACGUGACAUGGGGGUUUUGGAGGUUCUAUGUAACUAUGCAUCUCCAUCAAAGAAGUAUCAGCCCUCAAGGCCUGUCAUCAGCUUUUGCACAGCAAUUGUUGUUGAGGCUCUGGGCUCUGUCACAACUGUUGACAAUGAUGUUGUGAAGAGAAUUCUUCCAUUUGUUGUUUCUGGACUUCAGCAUGGUGCAAAAGGAGGCCCAGAUCAUAAGGCUGGUGCUUUGAUGACCAUUGUUUUACUAGCAAACAGAGCGGCAUUAUCUCCUAAACUUGUCAAUAACUUAAUUAGGUCAAUUGCUGAGGUAGCUCGAGAAGAUGCAAAAGAAUCAACUGACUUGCAAUGUUUCCGCACGUCUUUGAUGGCUUUAAUCAACCUUGUUCAGAUGCAAUCUGUUGAAAUUUUCCCCAAGAAGGCUUUGGAUAUGCUGAAUGAGAUUAGUGAUCUUUGUGGUGUGCUUACGGGGCUCUUCAAGGAGUUCAACAUAGAAAGGUUCCUUGCCAUUUUUCUCGAAUCCUUGGCUGACUACAGUUCUUCUGAUGAUCGGUGCCAUCGAGUUAUGAUGUCAAUUAUAGAGGACGUUCCUGUGAAAGGCUUUAUUGAUCGCAUAGUCUCCAAGCUGCUUUCUUCCUGCAUGAGGUUAUCACAGAGGAUGGGUGAUUCUUCAUCGUCAGGACCAGGAAUCUGGGCCAAGCAAAUUUUGGUUAUGAUUAAUAAGAAGUAUCCAUCAGAAUUGCGUGAGGCUGUUCGCAAGUUCAUGGAGGAUGCCAAAGUGCAGUCGAAGAAAGAGGGGUCUAUAAUUGAGGUUUUGUGCCGGAGGUUAGAUGGGAAUUUGGACACUCCAUCUGAGAUCUCAGAUUCAAAAAUUUGGCUUGCAUUGGAACAUCCAAAGGCUGAAGUCCGACGUGUUACACUGUCAAAUCUGGCCGCGUAUGGAAUUUUGGAUGACAACAUAGCUAAUUCACAGAGGCUUGUAAAUCUUGAAGAUGCGAUAUUGCGCCGGCUGCAUGAUGAUGAUCUGACUGUUGUUCAUGCGGCUAUGUCAUUCCCUAGUUUGCCUAAACUGUUGAGUUCUCCAUGUCUUCUGGAUGCAUUUAAGGAUGUACUCCAAAGAAGUGCUGAUAUUUUGAUUCAGGGAUAUGCAGACGUGCAUCCUCAUGUGUGGGCACAUGUGGAAGAAGGUGGAUGUGAUACUGUGGAGGAACAGGUAUUAAUAUCUGAUGCAUUUGCUGCUUUUGAGGCUGCCUUUGGUCUGAAGAUGAAAUUAAGCAAGAGUAUCUUUUAUGUGGAUAGGGGGCCAGGUGGGCAGAGAAAUGCUGAUAUUUUUGGCUGUGUCAAUGAUGGUGGGAAUGGAGCUGCAAUUCUGGAGGGGUUCUUUCUGUGGAAAAAUGGGAGGCUCGGCCUUGAGACUGCCCGGGGAUUGAUUUCGGCAUGCGGAGUGAAUGUGAAGGGAAAUGUGUCUGGCCAUUUUGCCACGGCUAAGUCGUUGGGUGUACCUCUCCUUUGGGUUCCUUUUUCCUGGAACUGUAGCUCUGUCACACCCGACUGUUCUUCUCCCCUGUACCACAUUGGGCCUGUUAUGGAUUGCCCUGCCCGCCAUGACUGUGUCUUUGCGCAGCUGGCAUUGUGCCUGUGCUGCAUGGAUGCCUAUGUUGAUUACCGUUGGUUGUCUUCUUCCCCCCGGUGUAAUGAGGCAAGUCUCAAGAUUACUUGCUCUGCUGUAUGCCAGAUGCUUGAUUUAGUUUUAAAACGUGAAGCUUCCAUAAUUGAUUUGACAUAUGCAAAGAGAAAAAAGAAAGCACUAAAACAGAAGAAUUCUGAUCGGCGUCCUAAUGCGAUCGGUAGAGGCGAAAGCUCACUUUCUUUUCUUUGCUCUCUGCUUGAUAUUCUGUUGCUGAAGAAAGACAUAGAGAACAGGGCUUCUCUUAUAAGGCCACUAAUUAUGCUUCUUGGCAAAAGUUUUGAGGAAGAGUGGGUCCGUGAGGCUGUCGACCAGCAUGAGAAGGGGGCAGAGUCUUCAUUCGGAAUUUCUCAAACUGUUUCCAGCAUAAUAUGUUAUAUCCAACAGACCUCUUUAUUAAUUUUGCAAGAUAUUGCUGCUUCGUUCAUAUCUGACCUUCCACCAAAUGAUGGUGUUAAUGAUUUUGAUGUGGAAUUGUUGGUUGAGUGCGCCCGCUCUACGAAGGACGCAGCAACACGUAAUCAUGUGUUCUCUUUGUUAUCUACAGUUGCAAGGGUUUCUGCAGAAAAAGUUUUGGACCAUAUUGUAAAUAUUCUUUCUGUUAUUGGGGAGUCAGCAGUGAUUCAGUAUGACAGCCAUUCACAAUGCGUGUUUGAGGAUCUUAUAUCUGCCUUAGUUCCAUGUUGGCUCUCUAAGACUGACAGCGUUGACAGCUUGCUUCAGAUUUUUGUAAAUGUUUUGCCUGAUGUUGCUGAGCAUAGAAGGUUGUCUAUUAUUUUAUGCCUGAUAAGGACACUGGGAGAAUGUAGUAGUUUGGGUUCAUUGCUUGUCCUCCUUUUCCGUUCACUGGUUUCAAGGAAAAUGUUAUCUUGCGAACAUGAUAAUACAUUACCCUUCGAUUGUAUUAUAUCAAGUGCUAGUGGAGAAUGGGAAUAUGCAUUUGCACUCGAAAUAUGUGAGCAGUACUCAUGCAUGAUAUGGCUUCCUUCUCUAGUUAACCUUCUUCGUCAGAUUGGAAUGGGCGAUCUACGCAGAGAAUUGUUUGUGGAAUUGCAAUUUGCAGUGCAGUUUAUUUUAGAUAAGUUGCAAGAUCCAGAGUUUGCAUUCCAGCUUGACUCUGGGGAAGAUGCAGAUAAUGUACAGAAAACACUUGGAGAUCUUAUGGAGCAGGUUGUUUCUCACUUACAAAGUGUUAGCUCAAAAAAAAAGCAGAUCAGUGUUCCUGGCAUCAUAAAAAAAGAAUUAAAUGAGUGUAUGCAUACUGUCUUGAGGUCUGUUACAAAAGCUAUGCUCCCCUCAGCAUACUUCAAUGGAAUCAUGAAACUGCUGUCCCAUGCAGACAGAAAUGUGAGAAAAAAGGCUCUUGCGCUUCUAUGCGAGACAUUGAAGGAUAAUGGGGCAAUAAAGCGGAAGCAGGGGAGAAAGGAAUUGAAUUCUAAUUCAAGUACUCGUUGGCUUCAUUUGGAUGAAGGUGAUCUGAAGUCGUUAGACAAGAUGUGUUUAGGAAUUAUUCAUUUAGUUGAUGAGCAUAUUGAUGAUUCAAAUGCUUCCUUGAAACUUGCGGCAGUUUCUGCUGUUGAAGUUUUAGCCAGCCGGUUUCCUAACAAUUAUUCUAUCUUCAGCUUGUGCCUUGCUUCUAUCAUUAAAAACAUCAACUCACACAGCCUCACCCUCUCUUCAAGCUGCCUUCGAGCAGCUGCUGCUUUGAUCAAUGUGCUGGGGCCAAAGGCACUGUCUGAACUUCCUCGUAUUAUGGAGAAUUUGUUUAAGAGAUCUGAUAAAGCCUCCUCAAGUUCAGCUGCAAAAAAUAAAUGCCGUGAAGUCAGCAUUUCUCUUGAGUCAUCAAUUUCUAAGGAAUCACACAUGCUGUCUGUUCUUGUAACAUUGGAAGCAGUUGUGGGCAAGCUUGGUGGCUUUUUAAAUCCAUAUCUCAGAGAUGUUAUUGAACUUCUGGUGCUACGUCCUGAAUAUGUGUCAGUGUCUGAUCUAAAGUUAAAACUGAAAGCUGACAGCGUACGCCAGCUUAUAACAGAAAGAAUUCCUGUUCGGCUUGUGCUUCCGCCUCUCUUGGACAUAUAUUCUGAUGCUGUUAAGUCUGGAGAUGUAAGUUUGUCAAUUGCUUUUGAAAUGCUGGCAAAUGUACUUGGUACAAUGGAUAAGUCAUCUGUUGGAGGUUACCAUGCAAAGAUUUUUGACCUGUGCUUGCAAGCUCUUGAUCUUCGCCGUCAGCACGUUGCUUCAAUUAAAAACAUUGAUGUGGUGGAAAACACUGUCAUCAAUGCAAUGGUUGUCCUGACAAUGAAAUUAACGGAGUCCAUGUUCAAACCUCUUUUUAUUAGGAGUAUUGAAUGGGCGGAAUCAAAUGUGGAAGAAAGUGAAUGCAGUGAAAACAUGAAUACAGAUAGGGCUAUUUCUUUCUAUGGGUUGGUAAAUAAACUUGCUGAAAACCAUCGAUCCCUAUUUGUCCCAUACUUCAAAUAUUUGCUCGAGGGUUGUAUAAGGCAUCUUACAGAUGCUGAAGAGGCCAAAGCUGUUAGUUUGACUCGAAAGAAAAAGAAGGCCAAGCUUCUAGAAGGAAACUGUGCUAAUGGUGGAAAAAAUGUACUCUCACCCCAAAAAUGGCAUCUCAGGGCAUUGGUCUUACUAUCCUUGCACAAAUGUUUUCUAUAUGAUGCUGGAAUCCUGAAGUUUCUGGACCCAACCAAAUUUCAGGCUCUGUUGAAGCCCAUUGUUUCGCAGCUUACAGCAGGACCUCCAAUGUCCAUUGAAGAGCAUUCAGAUAUACUGUCUGUGAAGGAAGUUGAUGACUUAUUGGUUUCAUGCAUUGGUCAAAUGGCUGUUUCCGCUGGAAAUGACCUUUUAUGGAAGUCCCUGAACCAUGAGGUGUUGAUGCAAACUCGUAGUGAACAUGUGAGGACUCGGAUUCUGGGGCUUAGGAUCAUAAAAUACCUAGUGGAGAAGCUGAAAGAAGAGUAUCUGGUGUUCUUGGCUGAGACCAUCCCCUUCCUUGGUGAGCUUCUUGAGGAUGUGGAGCUCCCUGUCAAGUCUCUAGCACAAGAGAUUCUCAGGGAAAUGGAGUCCAUGAGCGGUGAAAGUCUUCGACAAUACCUCUGAUGUGUUCGGCAGCCUGUGCUCCUACUUUUUGUUGUGUUCCAAAUGGAUUAUUAUUAUUAUUAUAUCCCAAGUGAUAUUUUGGGUCAGCAAUGUACAGUAAAAAACAGCGCUUUUGCGCACUGUAAUUUUUGUCUUAAACCAUUUGACAGGCAUUCAAGGGAAAUGUAAAUAGUUGAGUUCUAUGUGGCUUUCUGCCUGGAGCACCGCCCCUCUGCUUCCCACGAACACCAAAUGCCAUUGUUUUGUUUUCAAUGAAGUGAAUUUUGAAUAGUGAGUCGUUGAAGUGUGGAGGCAUAUUCUUUCCUUCCUAUAUUUUUCCUAGAAAAAUAAAUAAUUGGACUUGGAAUGCACAAA